This is a messenger RNA of Megalops cyprinoides (Indo-Pacific tarpon), 693 nucleotides long. RefSeq lists its product as uncharacterized. The transcript has 4 exons. NCBI's taxonomy places the organism in Eukaryota, Metazoa, Chordata, Actinopteri, Elopiformes, Megalopidae. Bases 1 to 693 code for a protein of 230 amino acids. Gene Ontology annotation, molecular function: protein binding. The record is from RefSeq and is a predicted model, not a curated record.
AUGGGUGAGAUGAGAGGUGUCAUUCUGCUGACCCUGCUGGGGACUGCACUGGCUGAGGGGAGCGUCAGCUACUCCUGGUACGGCCCAGGACAGACGCCCCUCGAGAAUCCCGCGCCAGAAAACUUGUGUCUGACGGACCCUGGCUCCUGUGGCUGCUGUGUAAUGCAGAGGCAGCUGUGGCGGUUGUCGCAGUUCUUCAACACGAGCCUGAACCAGUUCGAGGCGGGGCUGCAGAAAGCACAGGGUGUGGUCCAAAGCAUCCAGGCCAGCCGCAGCGCCUUCUCCGUCGCCCUGACUGAUUCCCGCCGCUGUGUGGGACCAGAGCGCGAGGAGGUUGCCGUGGUCUACCAGAGCGUCUUUGUCAACAUGGGUGGGUCCUACAACGUGUUCACCGGCGUGUUCACCGCCCCGCGCUCGGGUGUGUACAGCCUGGCACUGACCGUGUUCAGCGACGCCGGCUCCCCUGGCGCCCUGCUGGCCGCCUGUGCCCGCCUACGGCACAACGGCCGCGUGCUGGCCACGCCCAGCGAGAGGAACACCGACGACCAGGAGGACAGCGCCACCGUAGUGCUGGCCACCCAGCUGCGGGCGGGGGACACGGUCUCCGUGCGACUGCCUCCGGGCUGCUUCCUGUGUGAUGACUACAGCCACUACAACACCUUCUCUGGCUUCCUGCUCUACGCCGCUGACUGA